CGUUAGCGCGGUGUGGGCAUGGCAACCUUCCUGCGCUGUUUCCCAGUUUAGUUCUGGGUGUAGUACAGUUUGAGGUCUCGCUUCCGUUGAGGUUGUAGACGGCUGUCAAAGGAAACAAAGUUGGAUUUUCUUAAACACCAACGACCGCCGCUAUGUCCAACAACAACGCCAGCAGCAACUUAGUGAUCGCCCAGAGAACCGUGAAGCAGCUCCGGUUAGAGGCCAGUACCCGGAGGAUCAAGGUGUCCCAGGCUGCCACCGAGCUGAAAAACUUCUGCAUUCAGAAUGCCAACAAGGACCCGCUCCUCAUGGGGGUCCCCUCCAGCGAUAAUCCCUUCAGACCCCCGAAGUCCUGCUCACUCUUCUGAGCGGCAGAAGGAACAUGAAGGAUUUCUCGUCCGUCAAAGCUUCACUUCACCUCUCGUCUGCGUCGUCGUGGACUUGUUCUGCAGCUCCUCACGGCGGGAGGAAGGGUGGGAGGGAGGGAAAACACUCGGUGCUGAAGGUUUUUUGCACUCGGUGCUGAAGGUUUUUUUGGGGGGUUGAUGUCGAUCUACUCUUUUUGGUUUUUUUUUAAUUUCUUUGUUUGUUUGUUUUUUUGCCAAAACUAAUGGUAUCAUAUCUCCCAUCUGUUACACGAAAGCACGGCCGAACUCUUACUUUUUCAACAAACAAGCAGAAGAUGUUCCUGACACUAACUUGACUAAUGAUUAAUCUCGCUUUGCCUAAGUGCUCAACAUGUCCGGCAUCUAUUUACAGACCGUUCCCGCUGUUUGCUUUUUUUCAGUCGGUGCCCUUCUGAAGGGCAGGUGGAGGGAUGUUAAACGUAAAUUCGAUGCAGGUUCUGUUCCGUCUGCACCGUUUUGUGUCGUUUAUCUCUGUAAAACAUUUUAAAAAGGAAAUAAUGUCCAACUACAUUGCUAGCCAACUAACUGUACCAGUGCCUUUUUUAAAGAAGAAAAAAAAGAUUGAAGUAUUUAAGCGAAGAGUAAAAGUGUCCCAGUGAAGCUGAGGUACUACAACAUGACGUACUUUAACGUUAGGAUAAGUGUUGGUUUGUUGGUCUUUUCUUUGUUUCUUUCACUCACCUGUUAUCAGUUCUUUUGUUGAAUCUUUUUAUUUAAAAUGAGAAACACGUAAAGGCCUUACACUAUUCGGAUAGUGGUAACAACUUUUAAUUUAUUUCAUAUUGCACGAACGCUUGCGUAUGUAUUGAAAUCCUUCCGUUUUGUUUGUGUUUAGUGAGUCGGUCAUCAUUUUUUAUUUUUAUUUUUUUUUUCACGCUGGAAUCAACCAAAAAUCUUUCCUGCUGUCUGUCGGCACUCGCCUUCGUUUUCUGUGCAACGUUCGGGUGAUUAGGAAACGACAGAAAUGCUGCCUGUAACUUUUUCCACGGCAAAAUCAGAAGGUAACUUUUGAAAGUGUCACUUUGUGACUGCUUUUUUUUUGACAGACGGGACAUGAGGCAUUCAUGAAAAGUAGUCACGUACAUUUUGACGCUUUUCCAAAUUAUGUGAGUGAAGUUGGGAAUAAAUUGGAUUUAGAAACGAUCAUUUGAUUGUAUUUGGAUUGACUCUCUGCUGCGACGGGGAGCUGCUGGACCGGGUUUGCUUUGUGUCGUCAAAUACUGGAAAUCUGCACGAAGCCACAAGAAUUACCGUUAUCUGUCACCUCAAUGAUUUGUGAUGAAUGCGAUGUGUUUGUAUGAAAGGAAAUAAAUAAAAUAUAUAUACUUGCAA
Poecilia latipinna (sailfin molly) is the source of this 1739-nucleotide messenger RNA. Its product is annotated as guanine nucleotide-binding protein G(I)/G(S)/G(O) subunit gamma-10. The record is from RefSeq and is a predicted model, not a curated record. The transcript is spliced from 3 exons. Bases 153 to 368 code for a protein of 71 amino acids. Gene Ontology annotation, cellular component: heterotrimeric G-protein complex. Gene Ontology annotation, molecular function: G-protein beta-subunit binding. Gene Ontology annotation, biological process: G protein-coupled receptor signaling pathway. NCBI's taxonomy places the organism in Eukaryota, Metazoa, Chordata, Actinopteri, Cyprinodontiformes, Poeciliidae.